Messenger RNA from Porites lobata, 1163 nucleotides. The record is from the annotation of a GenBank genome assembly. Lineage: Eukaryota; Metazoa; Cnidaria; Anthozoa; Scleractinia; Poritidae.
GUCAGAUGAUAUAUUGGCCCGCUUACAUUUGUCUAUACAAGGCACAACACUGUGCUGGUUGUUUUCAGUUUAUUUAGAAGGCAGGUAUUACGGUUUCUUAAGACGAAUAUGAGAAACAUUACCGCUCUUUCGGUCAUAAUUGUGGUAGUCUUACUGCUGUUAAGUGACGUGGAUGCCCGCGGAGGCCGCGGAGGAGGUCGAUCAUCAAGCGGCAGCCGAGGCAGUCGUGGAGGAAGCAGUGGGACAAGUAGAACAAGUGGAGGGAGCCGCUCAACUGGACGCAGAAUCACCAGGACCACGCCGAUCACGCCAACCACUUUCCGUACUCCUGUUAUCAAGGCCCAAACCCGAAGCGUUUCGCGCACCAAACUAUUCACCAAAUUCGCGGCUGGCUAUCUUGUAACCAGAUAUAUACUGCUUAAAGCUCCAGUUUAUCGAGAUGGAUUUCCAGUGCACGGAAGUUACGUUUCCAUUCCAGAAGACCGAGCCGUAAGGGUCUCGACUGAAAGAGUGAGAUUACUUGAUUCUAAUGGAAGCUUGUGCCUGGGACUGUCGCCUAUAAACCAAACUCUUGAAGAAGGAAUCGAAAACCACCUUUUAGAACUCGAAACUACAGUGAAAUACAAGGAUAGUCCAGAAAAAGACGAGACUCUUUUUGGCGUCAACAACACAGUUUCACUAGAGGACAUCAAGGAAAAGAACUUCACAGUGACAACUCGGGCGCGUUACAAUGUUACUGUCUUACAAGACACAAACUGCACACAGGUGGAGACACAAUUCAAUGGAACAAUAGUUCAGUUAUAUGAAUUUAACCCCAACACAGGGAGCAUUCUUGGCUUAAAUUUUAAGCUCAGUUUGACUUCCUUCUUAAUGACUACAAUUUUCAACAGUUUUUAUAAGGCGUGAACUUUUUAUCAUUCCAACCUCUUUAAAAGAAGCCUUGAAAUCGGUACUUUAACAAUAGUUCUGAAACCUGUUCUGAAAUAAUUUGCACAAUUAAAAUAAAUAGUCUUGCACAGCCGUAACUAGCUGAACUAACAUAAGCGCGAUUGUACUGUAAACAAUUUAAGAUCGGGAGAUCCCUGACGGGCAUAGGCGUACGGGCAAUUUUUUGCCAGGGGGGGCGGUAAACUAUUUGCCCAAAAAAUUCUCGCAAGUUGCCC